Molecule: messenger RNA, 4216 nt
Organism: Annulohypoxylon maeteangense
Lineage: Eukaryota; Fungi; Ascomycota; Sordariomycetes; Xylariales; Hypoxylaceae
Product: heavy metal translocatin
Exons: 1
Coding region: 232-3807 (1191 amino acids)
Biological process (GO): monoatomic cation transport; copper ion homeostasis
Cellular component (GO): membrane
Molecular function (GO): ATP binding; copper ion binding; P-type divalent copper transporter activity
Source: RefSeq, a predicted model, not a curated record
UGUUAUUCUAUCCCUGAAAUAUCUAGCAGCUUCUUUUGCUUAUACCACAUUUGAUUUCUAACGGUUUCUGCCAUCUAAUAAAGAUGUUUGGCUAAGGAAGUGUGAACGAUAAUAUAAAUCACCAUAUCACUCUUCAAAUAUCCAAGUACCUCUUAAGCCAUCUUGGAUCUUAUAUCAGUGGCAAACAUCUCGUCCCGAUAACUCGGAUCCGGGGAACGGCAUAUCCACAACAUGGCUAUCCAUCGUCUAGGUUCUCCCAGAAGCAUACAAACGACCUUCUUGAUUCCAAGCAUUCACUGUCCGACCUGCGCUUCAUUUCUUGAGAGCUUCCUCUUUGCUCUACGGCCAAGACCUAUAGAGGUGGAAACCUCUAUCCUAUCACAUAGCGUGACAGUCAAACACCCCACAUCCCUUAGUUCCCGUUCAAUCGCGCGAGCUCUAGGAGAAGCUGGCUAUGAGGUCGACACCAUUUUCAGGGGCGCGUCAUCCGAAGAAAUAAACCCAAGCGACCCUCACGGUAGCUCUGACGAUGACUUUCCCUUCCAGUGGAUUUCGCAUCUUGGUCGGUGGUUACUAUGGGGUCACAAGGUGUCGGAUGAUAAGGCUCGUCGAAAGCGCCAUGCAGAACACUGCGAACAAUGUCGCAAGGAUGACGAAGUAAAGCAGUCCGAAGAUGGACAUACUCGAUCGCCCACGCCAGGCGAGGAGUCCCUAGUUGUCGUUGAAUCAGGCCCUUCGAAAACAUUUAGGGCCUCUAUCUCGAUUGUCGGCAUGACAUGUAGCUCCUGUGUCGGCAAAAUUGCUACAACACUUCGCGAAAUACCUUGGGUGCAAUCUGCUGAUGUGGCGCUGAUCACGCAAAAUGCCACCGUGGUAUAUGAGGGCGAGCACAAUGCUGAAGAAUUGGCCGAAGCGAUCGAGGAUAUUGGUUACGACGCGAGUAUUGCCCAAGUAGAAGAAAUUUCGAUUUCACCUAAAUCACGCCCUGGUGAUGAUUUAUGGUCUACAUCAUUAUCCAUUACCGGGAUGACAUGCGCCUCUUGCGUUGGAUCCAUUACUUCUGUCCUCGAAAAGUUACCAUAUGUCAAGGAAGUAAACGUCAACCUCGUCACUGGAAACGCCAUAGUCGUUGUCGAUGGUAAGAGCCAUGUGGACGACGUGGUGAACACGGUCGAUGAUAUUGGCUUCAGCGCAACAGUUAACGAAACGACAAAGCUUGGAGAGGAGGUUAUCGAGACUACCGAACGGGUGGUGAUGAUUCGAGUGGAAGGAACAUACUGCCAACACUGCCCGGGGCGGGUAACAGAAGCGUUGAAUAGCUUUGACGGCCGGGUGACAAUCGAGAAGCCCCUGACGUCAAAAGAUCCAAUCAUUAAAAUCUCAUACUCUCCAAGCGCGCCCGAUUUCACGAUACGCCACAUCCUUGCAGCGAUAUCCGCCAUAGACACAGCAUUCCGCCCCACCAUUUAUCACCCGCCCACAGUUGAAGAGCGCGCGAGACAGAUGCACCGCAGAAUUCGCCAAAGAAUACUGUAUCGAGUCUUGCUAUCAAUCACUAUAGCUAUCCCGUCCUUCAUAAUCGGUAUCGUUUACAUGGCACUUCUGCCAACAAGCAACCCCGGUCGUCAGUAUCUGAUGCAACAUUUAAAGGGGGUAACUCGAGCAGAAUGGUCCCUCUUGGUUAUGGCUACGCCAGUAUACUUCUUCGCAGCCGAUAUAUUCCAUCGCCGUGCGAUCAAAGAACUGUACUCCCUGUGGAGACCCGGAAGCCCCGCCCCUCUCCUCCGCCGCUUCUAUAAGUUCGGUAGUAUGGACAUGCUCAUGUCUUUCGGCACAUCUAUCGCAUAUUUCAGCUCCAUUGCUGAACUGAUUAUCGCCGCUACUCAACUAGACGGAGAGCAGAUGCAAGAAAACACGACUUACUUCGACUCCGUUGUCUUUCUCACCAUGUUUCUCCUAAUCGGACGAUUGCUAGAGGCUUACAGCAAGGCGAAGACCGGGGAGGCCGUUUCUGAGCUAGGAAACCUGCGACCGAAAGAAGCUCUUCUUCUUACCUCUACCGACGGUGACGAAGAGACCUACGAAAAGGUCAAUGUUGACAUGGUAGAGACAGGCGAUGUGGUCAGGGUCGUUCACGGUGCGUCUCCGCCAUGGGAUGGAUAUCUUCUCAGCGACAAGGCGGAAUUCUCGGAAGCGAGCCUGACAGGGGAGUCGAGGCCGGUCAAGAAGACCACCGGCGACCAAGUAUUCUCUGGUACUAUGAACGAAGGCGGUCCCAUAUCCAUGCGCAUCACCGGGGCCUCGGGCAACUCAAUGCUAGAUCAAAUCAUCAAAGUCGUUCGGGAAGGUCAAGCGCGACGAGCCCCAAUCGAAAGAGUAGCUGAUGCCCUCACCAGCUACUUUGUUCCUGUCGUUACUUUAAUCGCAAUUUCAACCUGGCUCAUUUGGCUCGGCCUUGGCCUCUCUGGGCGCCUACCACAAUCGUAUCUCGAUACCCCGGUUGGCGGCUGGCCUUUCUGGUCGCUUCAAUUCGCAAUCGCCGUAUUUAUCAUCGCCUGCCCCUGUGGUAUCGGUCUAGCUGCACCAACUGCUCUCUUCGUUGGAGGCGGGUUGGCAGCUAAGCACGGGAUCUUGGCAAAGGGUGGGGGUGAAGCCUUCCAGGAGGCAAGCAACAUUGAUAUUAUUGUCUUUGACAAAACAGGAACUUUGACAGAAGGCGGCGAACCGAAACUGACCGAUCACGAGUUCCUAUUCUCCGAGUCAGACGAUUGGACUGAAUCGAAAAUCCUUGAUUGCCUUAAAGAGAUCGAAUCGAACAGUAGUCAUCCUAUUGCCAGGGCCAUUGUGUCGUUCUGCGAGGACAGAGGUAUCAAAGGCAUCAAAGCUCUUGGUAUUGAGGAAGUUCCUGGAAAGGGGAUGAAAGCCUCAUUUGACCUCGGGUCCUCUCUUGGAACUGUUGAAAUCCUUGUCGGAAACGAAACUCUCAUGAAUGAUAACGCUGUACUUAUCACACCCGAAGCAUCUAAAAUGCUGGAUUCAUGGAAAGAUCAAGCAAAGUCUGUGGUACUGGUAGCCGGAAAAUCCAUCUCCUCAUCCACGAAUUCAUCAUGGAAACUUCUUGGUAUCUUCGCUACCUCCGAUCCUCUUCGGCCAGAGGCCAGACCCGUACUCGAUGCGCUCCGACGCCAAGGCAAAGACAUCUGGAUGUUAUCCGGCGACAACAGCAAGACGGCAAACGCAGUCGGCGCCCUCGUCGGCAUCGAUCCCGACCACAUCAUCGCCGGUGUCCUCCCAGAACAGAAAGCGGACAAAAUCAGCUAUCUUCAAAAGAGCCAAGCGAAAACAAGCUCAGGCUUUCUCGGGCUCGGCUCGAAAUCAAUUAAUCAAAGAGCCGUCGUCGCCAUGGUCGGCGACGGCGUCAACGACUCCCCCGCCCUAACCGUCGCCGACGUCGGCAUCGCCAUCGGCUCCGGCUCCGAUGUCGCGAUCUCAGCCGCGGAAUUCGUCCUUGUGAACCCGAAUCUCAACACCUUGCUCGUCCUAACCAGCCUCAGCCGCGCCGUGUUCAAGAGGGUGAAGUUUAACUUCGCUUGGGCUUUGGUGUAUAAUAUCGUGGAACUUCCGAUCGCCGCGGGUGUUCUGUACCCGUUGGUCGUGAACGGGAAGCAUACGAGGUUGGACCCCGUGUGGGCGAGCUUGGCGAUGGCGCUUAGUAGCGUGAGUGUGAUUUGUAGUAGCCUAUUGUUGAAGAGUAGGCUGCCGGUUGUUGGGUUUAAGGGGGAUAGGAUUUUGGGCGCGGAUGGUUGAGAUGUUUGGGCUUAUGGGGUGUGAAGUCGAGAUUGAGGACAUAUUAGGAUCUGGAUAGGAGUUUCUUUGAUCAGCGACAUUGAUAGAUACCAAUAAUUAGAUGAUGUUUUAAAUAGGUACCUUUCCGGUCUUUGUGAUUGUUUGGCGCUUUGUUGGAUGAAUUUCCUAUAACUAUGGGUAGGAAUUAGGCAUAGCGUAUAUAAUUCUAUGUUACACGGCUUAUCUACCUAGAGGAUCGUACAUCGAUUAAUAAAGUUAGUAAUGUCAGGUUUAUUACUAGAAAAGCCAACUACUCUCAGGAUCCGGUUCAAGGAACUUAGGAUUCGGAAGAGUCGAAUGUCGCUUCGAGGGAUACUGCCCCUUGGAUAGAUCUCCUGGGAAGAAAGUUCAUACGUCUGUCGUAAUGAUG